Arctia plantaginis is the source of this 1029-nucleotide messenger RNA. The record is from the annotation of a GenBank genome assembly. NCBI's taxonomy places the organism in Eukaryota, Metazoa, Arthropoda, Insecta, Lepidoptera, Erebidae.
AUGCUUAUUUCCAGGAUCGUAGGAAGUGUCUUGUUGUUACGGGUAGCCAGCGUUUGUGGAGAGAGUACAAUGGCAACUAGUGGCAAAGUGUGCAACACGCGCCGUAUGCGAUACUUAUCACAAUCUGAAGCAGCAGACUUGGACAAGGAUUUAUUCGAAGAAUAUAAAUUCAGUGUAGAUCAGCUAAUGGAGCUUGCAGGUCUAAGCGUAGCGUCUGCGGUGGCUCGUGUCUUUCCACCAACUACGCAUCAAUCUGCUCUUGUAGUAUGUGGACCUGGAAACAAUGGUGGUGAUGGUCUAGUUGCAGCCCGCCACUUGACUUUAUUUGGCUACAAUGUUUCAGUGUACUACCCAAAACGAACACCUAAACCUUUAUAUGACAAUCUACUUCACCAAUGUGUACAGUUUGGAGUUGAUGUCAUCACAACAUUACCAAAAGCACCAGAGAUACGUAAUGACUACAAUCUGCUUGUGGAUGCACUUUUUGGGUUUAGUUUUAAACCACCAGUACGCGAUGAGUUAAAACCUGCUAUGGAUAUUCUUAUUGAUGCCAAUUUGCCAGUUUGCAGUGUGGAUAUCCCCAGUGGUUGGAAUGUGGAAACGGGACCUCCUAAUGUGAGAGCACUUAAGCCAGCUCUUCUGAUAUCACUAUCAGCUCCAAAGAAAUGUGCCAAACCAGAAUAUUUAGAAAUGCAAAGCAUUUUCUUGACUACAAUGUUCGAAGCACGCCUCCUACGUAGUUCCAUUUUAAAGAAGGUGUUAGAAGCCAUCAAGGAUCUUCUUACACAAGCUACAUUUGAUUGUGACGACAAUGGUAUCCAGCUGCAGGCCAUGGAUAACUCCCACGUGUCACUUGUAUCACUUUCUUUGAGAGCUGAUGGCUUUGACAAAUAUAGGUGUGAUAGAAAUAUUUCCAUGGGCAUGAACUUGGGAAGUAUGUCAAAGAUUCUGAAAGUGUGCUGGGUGAUUAAGGACACAGUCAACAAUCAAAGCUCAGAUAAUGCAGAUACAGUUACAUUGUGUGUUUGA